Molecule: messenger RNA, 745 nt
Organism: Oppiella nova
Lineage: Eukaryota; Metazoa; Arthropoda; Arachnida; Sarcoptiformes; Oppiidae
Source: the annotation of a GenBank genome assembly
AUUUCACACAAUUUUAUGUGUUAGAAAUUUUACCAGUUAUAUUACAUUAACACAAAAUUUUUACAAGUAUUUAAUAGGAAUUUUUAUAACUAGUUAUAACUAAAUACUAAUUAAAACUUUUAAUUAAAGAUAUACUUAUGGCUCAUAUAAGAGAUGAUGACUGUUCUCAGGACGGGUGUACAGUAGAGCACCGACACUACCCCACGUCCACGUCAUAUGAUGAGAGGUCUAUGAGCUCCGGUAGUAUAGUGGGUGACAGACACCACCUGAUGCCCACCAUCACCGACCGGGUGUCCCAUUCGAUGCAUAAUAUAAUUAACGGAACUCUCGAUUUAAAACGACGGAAACGUAAAGCCAAUCCCAUUCCCGCUGAGAAUAAAGAUGAUUCUUAUUGGGAGCGUAGGAAACGUAACAACGAGUCGGCCAAACGGUCCCGUGAGGUGAGACGGGUCAAGGAGUACCAGUCAAACGCACGGCUUAUGUAUCUCGAGGAGGAAAACAUUAAAUUGAGGGCAGAAGUGAAUACAUUACGGGACGAAAUUGGCAAAUUGAGACAGAUGCUACAUUGCAAUGGCUGCUCUAAUCAUUCAUGAUCAUUUUUAUAUUUAUAUUAUAGGCUGAUACUAUAGAUACAUACCAUUGAUUAAUGCAAUUACUUUUGAAAUAUUUAUUACAAACAUCCUUAUUUAAAUGCUUUUUAUAUAAUAUGUGAAAAUAAAUUUUGAAAUAUACAAAAACCUUCCAC